Messenger RNA from Patella vulgata (common limpet), 1699 nucleotides. Its product is annotated as GDP-Man:Man(3)GlcNAc(2)-PP-Dol alpha-1,2-mannosyltransferase. The record is from RefSeq and is a predicted model, not a curated record. Gene Ontology annotation, biological process: protein N-linked glycosylation. Gene Ontology annotation, molecular function: GDP-Man:Man(3)GlcNAc(2)-PP-Dol alpha-1,2-mannosyltransferase activity. Gene Ontology annotation, cellular component: endoplasmic reticulum membrane. The coding region runs from base 187 to 1641 and encodes 484 amino acids. Lineage: Eukaryota; Metazoa; Mollusca; Gastropoda; Patellidae. The transcript has 4 exons.
GUUUAUAAAAUCAACACAAAAAUCUAGGCUAUCAAUAUUAAGUUAUAAAAAAGGUCUACAUAUUGGUCAAUAUUCACACCAAUGAGUGUUACUUUAUGCUGUAUAAUAUAAGGCGUUUGCUCAACUUGCAGCACGAUAUACACUACUCUAGCACCCACGUCAUAAAAUGAAUGCAUUGUUUCUAAAAUGGCCUGGUUAUUAGUCUUAUCGGGGGUUUUCUUCAUCAUCCUCUUUUCUCUGAUGUUUUUUCUGUUAAAAUUGUGGAUUCAUCAAGUAACAAAGAACUGUUUACCGGAAUUGAGAAAAACUGAUGAUAAAGGGAGAAAACUUGUAACUGUAGGAUUUUUUCAUCCUUACUGUAAUGCUGGUGGAGGCGGAGAAAGAGUUCUGUGGUCAGCAAUUAAAGCAGUUGUGAAAAGGUAUCCACAUGUCAGAUGUGUUGUAUAUACUGGUGAUACUGAUGCAGAACCAUCAGAAAUCUUAAACAAAGCCAAUCAAAGAUUUAACAUCAAUUUACCGAAAGAGAUUACUUUUGUUUACUUGAAAAAAAGGGAAAUGGUUGAAGCGAAUAGAUAUCCCUAUUUUACACUCCUUGGACAAAGUCUUGGAUCUGUUGUAUUAGGAUGGGAAGCCAUGUUAUCGUUUGUUCCUGAUGUUUACAUAGAUACCAUGGGUUACGCUUUCACUCUUCCAUUGUUUAGAUUUCUAGGUGGAUGUCGUGUAGGUUGUUACGUCCAUUACCCAACAAUAAGCACAGAUAUGUUGGAGAAAGUUACUCAAAGAAAAGAAUCAUACAAUAAUGCUGGGUUUAUAUCAAAAAGCAUGGUAUUAAGUCACACAAAAUUAUUAUAUUAUAAAUUAUUCGCUUAUUUGUAUGGUAUUGCGGGCAAGAGGUCAGAUGUUAUUAUGGUGAACUCAACGUGGACAUAUAAUCAUAUUAAAUAUUUGUGGCAGGCAGAUUAUAAAACUGGCAUUGUUUAUCCACCAUGUGACGUUUCAGAAUUUCUCACCAUCUCACCACAAGCUAAAUCAUCUGCAUCAUGUUUAAAUAUAAUAUCUGUUGGUCAGUUCCGACCUGAAAAAGAUCAUCCAUUACAAAUUCGAUCAUUUGGAAAAUUUGUACAAAAUCUUUCAUCCAAUGACAGAAAUCAAUAUAAAUUAUUGUUAGUUGGUAGCUGUCGUAACCAAGAUGAUUCUGAUCGUGUUCAAAACCUUAAAGAAUUGGCAGAAGAAAUGGGAGUUCAAGAUAAUGUAGAAUUUCAUCUUAAUGUUUCCUUCACUGAAUUAAAGAGAUUACUGUCAACAGCUACUAUAGGUUUACAUUCCAUGUGGAACGAACAUUUUGGAAUUGGUGUGGUUGAAUGUAUGGCUGCUGCUACCAUUGUUUUAGCUCAUGAUUCUGGUGGUCCUAAAUUAGACAUUGUUACUAAAUAUGCUGAUAAAAUUACAGGAUUCCUGGCAGAUGAUGAACAAUCAUUUGCAGACAGAAUGAAAGAAAUAUUUAAACUUAGUGAUAAAGACAAAAAUGAAAUCAUUCAAAAUGCGAGAAUUUCAGUGCUACGUUUUUCUGAUGAAGAAUUUGAGAAAAAUUUUAUAGACUCCAUAGAGCCAUUAUUAAACUUUGAGGGUGUCUCAGAAUAAUCAUUCUACUUCAAUGUUAUAUGUGGGUUUAUUUGAAAUAAAUGGGUAUAGAAACUGA